CUUUCUAUCUUGCACUUGUACACCAUUUUAUCAUUUUUAUUAAAGAAUGGUGAAAAAUUCAACAUUUCAACCUGAUUCACUCGACACAAGUCCUCUCAAUGUGUUUGCACUACCUCAAGAAAUAUUGACAACACUUGUACCUUUGAAUGAUGCUGAAACUGGAUCAGUAGUUGACGAUGUAGUGCAUAAACAAGAACAACUGAACUUGGCCAACUUGGAAAAGCUACGUCUUCAGCAGCAACAAAACGACAUUGAGCAACCUGAUGUACUUACUUGUGGGACUUGUCAACAAUCUUUCUCGGACAGAUUGGAUCAUCGUCAACACUUUGGUACUGAUUGGCAUCGCUACAAUAUCAAAAGAAAACUUGUAUUUGAUCAACCUCCUGUUUCCUUGAAUGAAUUUGAAGAUAUGUUAGCAGAUCUUAGUGAUAGUUUAUCGGGAUCUGAUACAGAACAAGAGGAAAGUAGCGACGAUGACAUGGAAGAAAACGGGUCUACAAUGCGUGUUUUGGAAACGAUCGGUGAAGAAGACAAGGUACAAAAUUUAGUAGGGAAGCAACAAUUGGCAUUGGAUGAAGCACAAGCAAUUGAGGACCAAGUAACGGCAUCGACGACCCAGUGGAUAUCAUCGACACCAUUACAAAAGAAAUAUGCAUCGGUCACUUGGUUUAAGGUACCUUCUUUGACUUGUAUCCCUUUCCAUUUGGGUAUAUAUCGUGUUUUACUAGAAUCAAAAAAGAAUAUCUCAAGUGUGGAUGCCAUUCAACGACUUCAACAAUCAUCAGAUCAUGGAAAACAAACACGACUCUGGACUCUUCUUAUGAUGGGUGGUGGUCAUUUUGCAGGUGCCAUCAUCGAUGUCAAUCAAAGCAAGGGAUUAAUGGAGCAGCAACUCAACAAACAAGUCCAUAUUCAUACCCACAAAACAUUCCAUCGAUAUACAACUCGAAGAAAGCAAGGUGGCUCACAAUCAGCAAAUGAUAGUGGAAAGGGAAAAGCAAAUUCAGCAGGUGCUCAAAUUAGACGAUAUAACGAAAUGGCUUUACAACAGGAUAUUCGAGAACUAUUAGAUCAAUGGAAGAAAUAUAUUGAUCAAAGUGAAAUGGUAUUCAUUCAUGCACCAAGCGGAAACAAGAAAAUCAUCUAUGGUUAUGAUAAUGCUGUACUCCGAAAAGAUGAUCCAAAAAUACACAACAUACCCUUUACAACAAGACGACCUACAUUAAAUGAAUUACGACGUAUUUAUCUUGAAUUGACAACGCUUAAAGUGGUACAAGUGGAUGAACAGGCUAUUCAGGAACAUCAACAACGUUUGAAAGAAAAGGAAACUCGACUUCGAGAACGAUUAGAAAAGGUGAAAACAAGCAAUGUGAAGAAACAACCACCAUCAUCGGAUCCGGUACUUGAAAAAUUUUUAGUAUUGGUGAAACAAGGCAAAGUCAAUGUAGUACAAUCCUAUCUUGAUAAACAUCCUGAUCUCCCUGUAGUGGAAAGGUUACCUGAUUCUCUGAUGAGUGAAUAUGGUCGAUAUCCUACGGUAUUACAUAUAGCAGCUUCUCAAGGACAUUCAAAAGUGGUAUCCAUGCUUUUACGUGAUGUGGGAGCGAAUCCAACAAUCAAAAAUGAUAUUGGCAAGACAGCAUAUGAAGUGGCGAAGGAUAAGAUGACACGCAAUGUGUUUCGGCGAUGUAUGUGUGAUCUCCCGGACCGAUGGCCUUGGCUUGUGGAUGCACGUGUACCUAGUCCAUUGACGAUUGAAGACGAAAAAGAACAAUUGGAGAAGGAUCGAAAGAAGAAGGCCAAAGAAGAUGAACGGAAACGAUUGAUGGAAUUAGAACGACAACAAAAAGAAGAUGCAAGAUUGGCCAAGGAAGAAGCGGAAUUAUUGGAACAAAGAUCGAAAAACAAUAAGAAAAAAGGACAAAUGUUGGAUCCAAUGGCACGUGCUCUUCGGGACAAUCAAGUGAACGUGGCGAAUAUGUCACCUGAAGCAAGAAUGCGAUUAGAAAGAGAAAAAAGAGCAAGAGCAGCAGAAGCUCGUUUGAAAAAGAAAUGAUAUUUUGUAGUUUAUAUUAUACCUUUUUGUAAUUCAAUAAAAUCUUUUUUUUAAUUUU
Molecule: messenger RNA, 2114 nt
Organism: Halteromyces radiatus
Lineage: Eukaryota; Fungi; Mucoromycota; Mucoromycetes; Mucorales; Cunninghamellaceae
Exons: 5
Coding region: 47-2056 (669 amino acids)
Molecular function (GO): protein binding
Source: RefSeq, a predicted model, not a curated record